CAUGAUGCUCCUCCCCUACAGAAGACUGUUCAAAUCCACUCUUAAUUCCCAGGCUUAUGAUGAAGGUUCGGUCCUGUUCUUGAUUGGGAAGGACGACAGGAACACCAGUAAUCCCCCAGGAAACUUCCACUCACUGCAUUGGACCCGUUAAAGUUGGGCAACAUGGGUUUGUGGACAGGCCUGAUUCUAGCUACACAUCUGCUCCUGAAACUAUGCAUGCAAGUGGAGGCACAGUUUUUGGUGUAUGAUCUGCUCACAUCUCCAGACUGCCUGCCAGACCUGCUGCAGGGCGGUUUGGCUGAACAAGGGGUCAAUGAAGCAUUCAUUCUCACCUCCUUCAAGCUGCAGCCCAAGACUGGCACCACUGUAUUCAGCCUGUUCAACCCCAGAGACAACAGCAAAUACUUUGAGUUCACUGUGAUGGGUAAACUUAACAGAGGCGUGUUGCGUUACUUGCGGAGUGACAAGCGAAUGAGCUCAGUGACCUUCAAUAACCUGGUGUUGGCUGACGGCCAGGUGCACAAGCUGCUGUUCCACCUGAAGGGGCUGCAGCAGCAGGGUCAGGUGGGCCUUGAGCUUCACCUGGACUGUCGACUGGUGGAGACCAUCACGGACCUGCCUGCCGUCUUCCAGGGGCUCCCACCGGGCUACGGCACUGUGGACCUCAAGACUAUGCAGCCCAGAGACCAGGAAGUUUUAGAGGAACUCAAGCUGGUUGUUGGUGAUACAUUUGAGAAUGUGGCUUCUUUACAAGGAUGCCAUUUUCAACAAAGAGACGCGGUUCAGACUUUGGGGGUUAAUACAAAGCAGCUGUCCAAUCAAAUGCUGGAGUUAACAAAGGUGAUAAAUGAACUAAAGGAUGUCCUCAUUCAGCAGGUUAAGGAAACUUCAUUUCUAAGAAACACCAUUUCAGAGUGCCAGGCUUGUGGACUCGGUGGUACGGAGGUGGUGAAACCUAGAUGUGGUCCAGGUGUGUGUUUCCGUGACGACAUGUGCAUAGAGACAGCGGAUGGAGUGGAGUGUGGCCCGUGUCCUGAUGGAUACACUGGAGACGGCUUCAACUGUGAUGAUGUGGAUGAGUGCCAGUUCAGCCCUUGCUUCCCUGGAGUAAAGUGUGUGAACACAGCCCCAGGUUUCCGCUGUGAUGCCUGUCCACUGGGUUACUCCGGACAUGAGCUGGAAGGAGUGGGCAUUUUGUUUGCCCAAACCAACAAACAGGUCUGUAAUGACAUUGAUGAAUGUAAAGGACCUGAAAAUGGAGGCUGCGCGGAAAAUUCACACUGCCACAACACUCAAGGCUCGUACCACUGCGGCACUUGUAAAACUGGCUUCACUGGAGAUCAAGUAAAAGGCUGUAAACCUGUGGUCAGCUGCGGUAACAGCCUCACAAACCCAUGUGAUGUGAAUGCACAGUGUAGUGUAGAGAGAGAUGGAUCCAUAUCCUGUCAGUGUGGAAUUGGCUGGGCCGGUAAUGGAUACCUUUGCGGGAAGGAUACUGACAUUGAUGGAUACCCAGACGAAAAACUUAAAUGCAAGGAUUCAACCUGUAGAAAGGAUAACUGUAUCUUUGUUCCCAACUCCGGCCAAGAAGACGCUGAUAAGGACGGCCUGGGAGAUGCCUGUGAUAAUGACGCAGAUGGAGAUGGAAUUUUAAAUGAGCAGGACAACUGUUGGCUAAAGCCCAAUGUGGACCAGAAGAACAGUGACAAGGACAACCACGGAGACGCUUGUGAUAACUGUGUGCGUGUGGAGAACCCAGACCAGAGAGACACGGACGGUGACGGCAGAGGGGACGCGUGUGAUGAUGACAUGGAUGGGGAUGGACUGAAAAACUUCUUGGACAACUGUCAGCGAGUGCCCAACACAGAUCAACUGGACCGUGAUGGAGAUGGUGUCGGAGAUGCAUGUGACAGUUGCCCAGACAUCCCCAACCCCAACCAGUCUGAUAUCGAUAACGACUUGGUGGGAGACUCGUGCGACACCAACCAAGACAGCGAUGGAGAUGGGCACCAGGAUAGCAAGGAUAAUUGCCCGCUCGUCAUCAAUAGCUCGCAGCUGGACACUGACAAAGACGGUCUGGGAGACGAGUGUGACGAUGACGACGACAAUGAUGGGAUCCCGGAUCUUAUUCCACCGGGGCCUGACAACUGCCGCCUGGUCCCCAACCCUGAGCAGAUUGAUGAUAACAAUGACGGCGUGGGAGAUGUGUGCGAGUCCGAUUUCGACCAGGAUAAAGUGAUCGAUCGGAUUGACAACUGCCCGGAGAAUGCAGAGGUCACGCUCACUGACUUCAGAGCCUACCAGACGGUGGUUCUGGACCCCGAAGGAGAUGCACAGAUUGACCCUAACUGGGUUGUAUUGAACCAGGGAAUGGAAAUUGUGCAGACUAUGAACAGCGACCCUGGACUCGCUGUCGGCUACACUGCGUUCAGCGGAGUGGACUUCGAGGGGACGUUCCAUGUGAACACAGUCACCGAUGAUGACUAUGCCGGCUUCAUCUUUGGCUAUCAAGACUCGUCCUCCUUCUACGUGGUGAUGUGGAAACAGACUGAGCAGACCUACUGGCAGGCCACGCCGUUCAGAGCAGUGGCAGAACCAGGGAUCCAACUCAAAGCUGUGAAGUCCAGAACGGGCCCAGGGGAGCAUUUAAGAAAUUCCUUAUGGCACACGGGAGACACGAACGACCAGGUGCGGCUGCUCUGGAAAGACCCCCGGAAUGUCGGCUGGAAGGAUAAGGUGUCCUAUCGCUGGUACCUGCAACAUCGCCCACAAGUUGGAUACAUCAGAGCGAGGUUUUAUGAAGGAACUGAGUUAGUGGCUGAUUCCGGUGUCACGAUCGAUACCACGAUGAGAGGAGGAAGACUGGGAGUGUUCUGCUUCUCUCAAGAAAAUAUCAUCUGGUCCAAUCUGAAGUAUCGCUGUAACGACACGAUCCCGGAGGAUUUCCAGGAGUUCAGAGAUCAGCACAAUAACUCUUUUUGAAGAAAGGAAGAAGACGUCAAAUGAAUGAGAGCUUGGUUGUGUUUAUACUUGUCUUGUUUGUGCGUUUGGCUUUAUCUGUGAGCUGAAAUCUGACAAAACGUGCAAUUAUUGUGCUGUAGGUUAACAUAAAGUGGCAUUACCUACGCUAAACCGGAUUUGUACACUCUUUUAUGGUUCUUAUAAAUCUGUAAGUUAUGAGACAGUUCUUGUUCUGUGUCAAUUACGUCCAAAACUUUUACGUUAAACUGGGAAGUUGUAAACAUUGAAUUUUUAAACAAACACUCAAAGUAACUUGUAUUUUUUGUAAUCAUAAAUUUGAACAAAUAAAAGAAAAUG
This is a messenger RNA of Periophthalmus magnuspinnatus, 3318 nucleotides long. RefSeq names its product thrombospondin 4b (gene thbs4b). The transcript has 22 exons. The record is from RefSeq and is a predicted model, not a curated record. Gene Ontology annotation, biological process: cell adhesion. Lineage: Eukaryota; Metazoa; Chordata; Actinopteri; Gobiiformes; Gobiidae. Bases 163 to 2982 code for a protein of 939 amino acids. Gene Ontology annotation, molecular function: calcium ion binding. Gene Ontology annotation, cellular component: extracellular region.